UUUAAAGCCUAACUUGGUAGUGUGAAGCUCUUCCAUUUCUGUGUCCACAUCUGAGCACUCUAGACCAUGGAUUUGGCUACUAAGCAGAAGAAAAUAUCAAUUAUUGGAGGAGGAUUGGUUGGCAGCUUAAAUGCAUGUUUCUUUGCUAAGAAAGGGUUCCAGGUAGAUGUUUAUGAAGCAAGAGAAGACAUUAGAACAGCCCAAACUGUUAGUGGAAGAAGCAUUAAUCUGGCACUGUCACACAGAGGACGCCAAGCUCUGAAAUGUGUUGACUUGGAAGAAAAGAUAGUUUCUAAGGGUAUUCAAAUGUAUGCAAGGAUGAUUCAUGCAAGUAAUGGAAAAAAACAUGCAAUACCAUAUGGAAAGAAACAUCAGUAUAUCUUAUCAGUUGACAGAGCACAUUUAAACAAAGAGUUACUUAAUGCGGCAGAAAAAUAUUCAAAUGUGAAGUUACAUUUUGAACACAAGUUGAAUUACUGUGAUAUCAACUGUGGCACAAUGACUUUUUACAGGAAGGAGGGAAAUCUAACACAGGCAAAUGCAGAUGUGAUAGUGGGAUGUGAUGGUGCAUUCUCUGUUGUACGAAAGCAAUUCAUGAAAAAGACACGCUUCAAUUACAGUCAUGUAUAUAUUCCUCAUGGUUACAAGGAACUGACCAUUAUUCCAAAGAAUGAAGAGUUUGCCAUGGAACCUAACUAUUUGCACAUAUGGCCAAGAAAUACAUUUAUGAUGAUUGCACUGCCUAAUUUGGAUAAGUCUUUUACAUGCACUCUGUUCAUGCCCUUUGAAGACUUUGAAAAAAUCUGCACAGAAGACCAAGUAUUGGAUUUCUUCAAGACACAUUUUCCAGACUCUGUAGAUUUAAUUGGACAGAACAACUUAAAAAAAGAUUUCUUCCUACUGCCACCACAAGCUUUGAUAUCUGUUAAAUGUUCCUCAUUUUGCUUGGAUAGCAAAUGUGUUUUAAUGGGAGAUGCAGCACAUGCAGUUGUGCCUUUCUAUGGACAAGGAAUGAACGCUGGUUUUGAAGAUUGUCUUGUAUUUUCUGAAUUAAUGGAACAAUGCAAGAAUGAUUUCGCAAUCUGCAUACCUGAGUUUUCCAGACUUCGGGUACCUGAUGCACAUGCAAUUUCAGAUCUGGCUAUGUACAAUUACAAAGAGAUGCGGUCUCAUGUCAACUCUAAGUGGUUUAUAUUUCGGAAAUACGUAGACAACUUCCUUAACAUACUCAUGCCAUCUACUUUCAUUCCACUUUAUUCAAUGGUCACUUUUACUAGAAUACGAUACCAUGAAGUGAUCCUGCGCUGGAAGUGGCAAAAGAAGGUUAUAAAUGUAGGGCUUAUUGUAUCUGGUGUCAUUUUAACAUGCAGCAGUGCCUAUCUACUAAUGAAACACCUGCCUUCUGUGAUUAUGAAAGCGCAUCUUACUGAACUGCCAAUCUACUGGCCACGUGUUAGGUACUUUUCAUUUCCAAAACUUGACAUUAUUAAAAGGUCAUCCUGAGAGAGACACUGUUCAAAAAAAUAGAAAUACCACAAUAUUUCCGUUAUCAAUAUGAUGUUCUCUAUGUACUAAUAUUACCAAAUUAUUUCACUAGCCACAUAAACAUGCAAUGCAUAUAUGUUUUUUUGCAUCUGUAUUGAAUUAUGAUUUGUUUAAAAGGUUACACAAACAAAUGCAGUACAUUUAUAAGAAAUAUUGUCAUAUUUUAACAACAAUAAGAUUUUGAAGUACUGCUUUUUUACUUUGUAAAGAUUAAUUACACUAAACAUUAAUCAAAGAAUAGAACAAACUAUCCAAAGGUUCCAUAGCUGUUUUAAAAGAACACUUGCAAAUGUGAGAAUGAGCAGUACUAGUAAAGAUGGUGAUGAUGACAUAAUCGAAAUUGAGGAUGCUAGUGUGGAAAUGGAACAGAAUAAGGGGGAAAUUUGUGUACUAUCUGAUGCUAAUGAGGGUACUGAUGAUGUUGUUUGUGUAAGUCAUUUCUUGCCCGUGAUAAUAAGAAAAGUAAUGUGAUACCUGGGCAUAAGACCAAAAAAGCCAUCUCGGGUGUGGGAUUAUUUUUACCCAAAUCCUGUCAACAUUUGUAAAGGCAUCUGCUCCAUUUGUGAGUCCAAAGUUAGUAGAGGUAGGGACAUUAACCGUCUAUGCACCCCCCCACCCCCACCCCCAUGUUAUUUAAUUUUUGGUGAGUUCAUAAAAUUUGACAAAAUUAUAAUAAUUUGUAAAAUAAGAACAAGCAGUUACCAGCAGUUUGGACCAACCCAUGCAAUCUCCGUCGCCAACACUCUUCUCAUCAACCUCAUUUGUGAUCGGAGGUAGUCCUUCCAAAAAAUAAUUUGUGGGGGCCCAAACAAACCAAGCACUUUAGCCACUAAAGUGACAGUCCCUUUCACUGAAGUGCUUGGUUUGUUAAACUGUGCAUAUACUUUUUAAUAUCCAACAUAAGGGUGGGUCCCAAGGACAAUUCCAUCUUGCAACACUUUUCUUUGUUGCCACUGCUGCGUGGCAAUGUUUCAUAAAUGUGCUAUAAACUGCAGUGUGUUUAUGCCACUGCAGCCUUUGGCCAAUAUUGGUGAAAACAAUAAUGGGAGCUGGUCAAAAUUGACUGGAAAUUAAUGUUCUUGAACAAAAACAGACCCAAAUUACACGAUUUAGCUGUUUUUAUCAUUUUUUUAAAAUACAGAUCCAAAACCAAAGCACAUGAGGGUGGUUUUGUGAAAUUAGAACCAAAACACGAAAUUGAUACAGAUUCAAAACCAAAACACAGGGGUAGAUGCACUCCUCUAAUUAUAGGUUAUAAAUAUCUUUGUAUUAUUCUAUUUUUUACUCAUAACUCUGGAGUAUACUGGAGUAUGACAGGCGAGGUUCUGACUACCAUGACCAUAUGUCACUGUCACACCAUUGUCCCCAUCACAGGAGAUGGAGCUUGCCUGUUCUGGACCUUCUCCUAUCUCAUGUAUGACACUUAGCUAAUGACUUGGGAGGUGCAUGAGGUAAUUGUGAGGCACGUGGUGGACAAUUUGGAGAAAUUCUACAUCAUGUCCCACAGAAGCGAGGGGGACAACUACACCAGCUUCGCUGAGUACCUCUUUAACAAGUCCCAACCCUUUUCAUAUAGUGGUUUAUGCAAACUGGGGGUGGCUGAACAUUUCUUUGAUCUUUACAUCAGUGGCAUAUCUGUAAUGAGUGCAGUGUGUGCGGUGCACACGGGCCCCUGGGUCCAGGGGGGGCCCACACCGCACACACUGGACCUAUUUCUUCUAUACUUACCGGUCUGGUGUCCGUGUGUGGGCUCCCUCCUCUCCCAUAGCACCGUUGUUAGCGCUAUGAGCACUAAAGACUCAGUGCCAUAGUCUACAGCACAUGCCCAGGUUCAAAAAAAAUAAUAAUGGCCGCCGCGCCAUUUUUCCAGCUACGGGAGAGGAGGGGGCCCACACACGGAGACUGUACUCUAGGGGCAUAAAAUGAGCUAAGCAUAUAAGUUAAGAUGGAAUUAAGAAAAUGGUAACAGUAAAUAUUGAAGAUCUACCCGGGUGAAACUGGGUACAUUAGCUAAUCAACCAAUCUUAUAUUAUAAUAAUAAUAAUAAUAAUAAUAAUAAUCAGGGCAUCUGUUAUUUGUAUUUCAUGGGUUUUCAUGUUAUAUGUAAAGUUUGAGUAAGGUAUUAGCAAAUGUUUGGCAUGUAAUUGCAACAUAUUUGUGGGCCUCUGUCGAUUAUGUUAUGUAAGCUGUAUGUUAAACAAUAAAUUAGGUAAAAAAAAUAAUUGUUUCUUUAUUUUUAAU
Pseudophryne corroboree (corroboree frog) is the source of this 3786-nucleotide messenger RNA. It is a transcript of the gene KMO, whose product is annotated as kynurenine 3-monooxygenase. The coding region runs from base 67 to 1503 and encodes 478 amino acids. Gene Ontology annotation, biological process: L-tryptophan catabolic process; quinolinate biosynthetic process. Gene Ontology annotation, cellular component: mitochondrial outer membrane. The transcript has 15 exons. Gene Ontology annotation, molecular function: kynurenine 3-monooxygenase activity; FAD binding. NCBI's taxonomy places the organism in Eukaryota, Metazoa, Chordata, Amphibia, Anura, Myobatrachidae. The record is from RefSeq and is a predicted model, not a curated record.